Messenger RNA from Klebsormidium nitens, 3585 nucleotides. The record is from the annotation of a GenBank genome assembly. Lineage: Eukaryota; Viridiplantae; Streptophyta; Klebsormidiophyceae; Klebsormidiales; Klebsormidiaceae.
AUGCCGCCGAUGAGAGGUUUCUCGCUGCGGCUGAAGUUGUCUGCAGACUGCAACCUACUUCCUUCAUACUUCUUGCUGCUGGUGCUCCAUCUGCUCAGCGGUGGCGGUCUCCAAGACAUUCGUUUCACAGUGAGCCAAUGGCGCCGUUUGGCGUGGUCGCUGACGUCCUCAAGUGACACCACCUUGCCAAGCAUGGAGACCUCCAUCAGGAACGUGGAGGCAGCCGCCGAAGCGUAUAAAACUCAGGGCAAUCAGGCAUAUGGCAGCAAGCGGUUCUCGGAAGCAGUUCGCCUGUACACCGAGGCCCACAAUGUGCUUCCCAACGAGCCGGUGUUCCUCUCGAACAGGGCUGCUGCUCACUUUGAGACGGGGGACUACGCCGCCAGCCUUGCAGACGACUCAGCCGCCCUCGCUCUCCUGGACUCCGCUGACGUGACCGCUGACGUCAGCAAGGGGCUGCAGCUUCGGGAGAAAGUGCUGAACAGGGCGCGGCGGGCGGCAUUGCAGCGGAAAGAGUGGGGCACGUGCUUGAGAUUCUGCGAACUGCUGGAGAAGGUGGAGGCGCGCCUGGGGCGGCAGCAUUGCGUUGGGGCCGAGACCCACUUUGGGCACUACCCAGUGGGACACGAGGAUCCGGAUGGGCUGAUCGGAGCGUUUGGGGCGGUGGAUGGGACCGGGAUUGAGCCGAUUCCAAUUUCAGAGCUGGCAGAGUUGAGCUCGGGCGAGAAGCUGAAUGUCCGCCUCUUGUUCGGCGCCUGCGGAGACCCUCGCCACGUCAUGCAGAGCUUCUACGAGCUCGAGUCGCAUUUGACGGCUCAGUAUAAUCUUGAGGAGGGUUUAGAGGAAUGGUCAGAAGUUGGUUCAGAGGAGAAUUUAGAGGAGGGCUCAGAGGAGGGUCUAACUGCAGAUUCUGGAAAGGCUUCAGAGAAGGGUACAGAGAGUGACGGUGAGGAAGGCGCAACGCUGUGGGAAGGCGUGUCAUUGAUUUGUGACAUGAACGAUCUCGACGUGCGCAUCCUGGCCCGGAACGUACUCAUGUUGGUGCUGCUACGGGACGUCGGAACGCAGCCCGGGUGCUCAGAGGACGGGGGUGCGGUGCUCGACAAACUGCGGUGGCAGAUCAAGUACGUCGACAUGAUCGAGACGAUGGAGGAAGGGGACAGCACAAAGAACGUCACGCGCAAGUACGUGAAGGCGUGGGAGGAUGCGCAUCCUGGGAGGGACUCCAAUGACUACUUCUCCGAGGACUUUUUCGUGGGGACCCACUUUCAAGAGCAGGACGUUCUUUCGGGGGAACUUCUCUACAAGGUGUGGCUCAGUUGCAACCUGACCGCCGCCGAGUCGACGGCACUUACCGAAACCCUAAACUCGCUCGUCGCCGCCUCACGCUCCCUUGCUACGUGGCAGACCGACCCGCAACUCCGCUGGAUCGAAUUCCCAUCCGAGCACUCCCUCGCUGCGGCGCGCACGCUUUGGCGCGUGUGGAGAGACUUCGGACGCACGGGGGGAGCGUCCGUUGCUCCGGAAGGGUACAAACCGCAAUUCGAUCCGUUCGGGCGGAUGCGGACGGAACCGGAGGGGUUCGGACGGUACAAGCUGCGGCACAUGGUGGCCGCGCUGCGUUCGGACGCGCCGAUGAUGAGGAUGCGCAACGGGCGGGACGAAUUCAACAAGGGCGCGCGGGUGGAGAUGGACAGCUGGCGGCGCACGGGGGUGACCGCAUCGUAUGCUGACGUCAUGGCCGGCAGGACGGGGCUGAAGGGAAUGCCGCCCAACCCGACGAUGCUCAAUGAGAUCACUCCGGACGGCGAGUUCGUGGCCAAGGACCCGGCCGACAACCCCUGGAAUUUCGGCCCCGAGUCGCUCUUCUACAACGGUGGCCCGUUCGCCCUCGCGCCGAACCUGCGGGACCUGCCGGAUGCGCUGCGCGGUUUCGUUGGCAUGACCAGCCUCCAGUUCUACAUCUGGGCGCAAGCGCUCGCGCGGCUCCUCGGCAGAGGCGCCGACGUGCGCGUCAGGGUGCUAUGUGGCGACAUCUGCGAGGCGGCCGGUGGGGCGCGCGAGCGCGCGGGUGGGGGAUCCCCCUCGGACGCUCCGACUGCUGGCGACGGGGCCGACCGGAACAGUCUAACGGGCAACCAUCUCAAACCCCCUCCUGCAACUGAGCCCCGACAGGGGCAACCGGUUCAAGUGUUGACCGAAGAUGCAUCUACUAGCUCAUCACAGGAGGCGCAACGGAAGGUUCAAUCUGACGGCCGGACGGGUGUAAACCCCUCCCCUCCACACGCGUACGACCGCAUUCACACCACCAACGUUAUCGACUACGUCGGCCCGCUCAACGUGCUCACCGGAAUCGGGUCGCAGCUCAAGCCGGACUGCCGACACGUGGCAAUCAAAACAAAUGUGCUGCUCAACCUGGGACUUUACCUCAAGCCCGACAGCCCGACACGUGUCUUCGAUCUGGACCACUGGCUGCGCCGGGAGCUGCUUCUCUCCCGCCGGGAGCUUCUCGACUUCCUGGGAUACACCGUAAACGUUUCCCCACACGAUUUGGCGGAUCCCACGUAUUUGGUGCCCACUCUGGGCACGGAGCCGCCGCUUGCCGGGAGCGCCCGCCUCGCGGAGUGGCUCGAGAAGACCCUGGUUAACGUAACCCUGCCCCUGGUUACCGAGGAGCCGCGCCGAACCCCCGGCCGCGGGUGCUCGGUGCUCGAGCCACGUGGCCACACCAUCGCGACGUUCGUGAACCUUUUGCGACACCUGGUGGAGCGGCGUGGCGCGCGCGCGCACUGGGUGGCGGAACGGACGGAAUCCGCGCUGCAGAGACCGGAAGUCUGGCGGACUGACCUCGCCGUGGCCGUUUCCCUCGCGCUCCCGUCGCUGCCGUUCGUUCCGGCGUCCCCGGCUCUCUUUCCGCUGAGUUCCCUGGUCCGGCACAGUCUAGCCGUUCCGCUCUUUCCGUGGGCGGUCAUCGCCGGAACGUUUACGGGCAAUCCGCAGCUCGCGCUUGUCGUAAUCGAGCCCGAGAAGAGCAAUGAGUCCCUUUCCCCCGAGGACGUCAAAUAUCAGCGCAUGACAGACGCUUCUGGGGACCGGCUUCGGACAAUGCUCACGGAAUCGCGCCGUGGGGUGCACUUGUUCUCGAGUCUAGUUGUGAGAAAACCGGACAAGGGCCACGUCAGCCAAGUCGAGGUUUGGCUCCCAAAGAAGUGGGUCGACGAAGGAACGGGAGAGGCGCUUUUGUUGCGGAUCGACAGGUAUGAGUUUGUGAGCCGCUUUGCAGAGUUGUAAAGUUAAGGUAAAGCAGAAGGGUCCGAAAUCUCUGCCAAGGGUCUGGCAGGAAGUGUCUGGUUUGGGGCCGGUUAGUAGUAGAAGCGGCUGAGUCUGACUUACUCGUUGAAUCUGCUAGAGACCGGCAGGCAAAGCAAACCUUGCAGUUAUGCUUAGCGCCUUGACAUCGCAUAAUUGGUUAACUCGUAGAUCGCAAAUUGACUCAUAUUCAUUAUCGUGGUAACAAAUUACAUUAUACUGACUUGAUCUUGGAGUGAUAGUAAGCGGAUGCUGUAAUUCAGCGAUGCAGUCGAC